ACUAAGUGUCAUAUGUCUUGACAAAUCUCUGUCUAGUGUAAAUAAUUCCAUUCGCUGUUUCAUUUUGCUGCUUUUGUUGUGUAAAUGUGUCGUCGUUUGUCCCAUCUAUUUUGUGUCAGCUAUUAAACGAAAUAUGAAUAAAAGUGCGAAGCAAUUGUGCUGUGUGUGCUCAGGAAGUGGUGAACAUGAUGCAUUUGGCCGAAUCCCAGUCAAUGUCCACGCAAAUCCAAAUGAAUUCCGUUUCUGGAGAGAGACAAUUGCUGAAUAUAUCGCCGAUAUUUCGGGCAUUUAUUUAACCAAAGAUGAAAAGAAUUACCCGCAAAAGAUAUGCACGAUAUGCAUAACAUAUCUGAAACAUGCCGUAACAUUUCGCAAACAAGUGAUCAACAAUGACCGUUGCAUACGGCAGCAAACGUUUUAUCCGGGCAAUGAGCCAUUUAAUAUUAAGGCGCUGAUGCAGAAUGACUACAAUGGCGGUGGUGGUGGCGGUGAUACGGUGUGGAAUGACAUGAAUCUAGCACCGGAAAGCAUAACAUUUGACAGUCUGAAGAUGGAAAUCGAAGAAGCGUUCGGUGGUGAAUGUGAUGAUUCCGACGAUGAGGAAGCGGACGAUGCAGCUACAUCGACGACAAUGUUUAACUACAAAGAAAAAAGCUUCACCGAAGAUGAUAUCACGGAUUUUGUGCACAAAUCCGUUGUUAUUACGAUACCCGAUGAAAUGCGCGAACGUAAAUGUGAUGCAUGCAAACAGAGAUUCAUGCUAAAAGAAUCAUUUGAUCAGCACCUAAAGGAAUGCAUCGAGCUAAAACUGAACAAAUUCAUUACGGAAGGCUAUCAAUUGUUGUCGAUGCGCAAAUCUCGUGCACUUUCGGCCAAUGAAUUCAAUCGACGAAUGAUUUUCGCACUCAAGAAAAUGGUGAAAUCGUUGACGUCAUGCUACAAAGAAGUGUCGGACAGCCCAUCGACAAAUGUCGAUGAUAAAGUAAUGAAGAAGAAUAAUGUCUUGGAUUCAUGCGAUAAUGUACUCAAGAAACCCAUAAAUACAGAUAUUGAUUCGCUGUCAUCGGUUCGGCUACCAAAUUUACUCAGCUCAUUGGAGGGCAAGCCAAAUGUUAGCAUUCAGAAAAAUCAUUUGUUGGAGAACAAUCAACACGCGUAUAGUUUUAUCACAACAACUGAAAAUGGCGGCAGCGGUGGCGACAUUCAAAUGAACACAGCAUUUAGCAGCACACCAAUUCCAAAUCAUUUCAAGUCAAUUGACAAUGGCAAUGGCCAUGAUGAACCAUCACCUGAUUCACUAUUGCAGCUAAGAAAACCACAAACCAAACACAAACGACGACAUCCAAAUGAAUUCAAUAUGGUGGUCGCACAGUGCAGCCAGUGUAACCAAUCAUUUUCAUCAUUGCAACAAUUCGAAGAGCACAUCCGCAAGAGUCACAACUCACGCUCAUCCCAAACAUCGUCAAAUGUGCCAAGCCAGUCUCCAUCCACUGUUGACGACAAAAUUGACACACUCAAUCCGGAUGAACGGAACACACUAUUACAAAUGCUCACCAAUUCAACCAUCAAAUUUUGAUCAACAGACUCAUCAAUUGCUGAGAUUUUUUUGUUUUCAACUCCAAUUUUCAUUUUUUUAAAUAUGACAAAUUACCAAUUUCUGUGAGACUUUGUGUUGAAACAAGAAAGAUAAACUUAGACACACGCACCUAAUUUUAUUAGAACCAAGACUCAAGUACUGAUCUCAGUACUUUUCAUUAAUGAAUAAACGAAAUUAACGUAAGAGAUUUCAA
Molecule: messenger RNA, 1790 nt
Organism: Sitodiplosis mosellana (orange wheat blossom midge)
Lineage: Eukaryota; Metazoa; Arthropoda; Insecta; Diptera; Cecidomyiidae
Exons: 3
Coding region: 134-1576 (480 amino acids)
Cellular component (GO): nucleus
Molecular function (GO): zinc ion binding
Source: RefSeq, a predicted model, not a curated record